UUUGCAAAUAAGAGCUAACAAGGAACUUGUCGCGUGUCAAUUAUCUUGUGUGUUGAUAUUUUUCAAGUGGUCGUCAGCUCUUUCAUACUGACCAGCCCACAAUGACAAACGAGGGGAAAAGCAAGCCGCAGUUUUAUAUCUGCAGCUGCUUCACGACGGACAACAUUUUCCUCGAGGACUACAAGCUUCACGUUCGCUUUGUGACAGAGGAGCAGUUCAGACGAGACUAUGAAGCUCAACUGAAGAGGCUUGGCUGCGUUACGGAGCAACAAUUUGGGGAUAUCCUUAACAAGAUUUCCCAGGAAGUGGACAGGCGAAUGCGUCUUGCAGUGACAUCUGUUGACAGAGCUGCUGUCAUAAAAAACGCAUAUCGGCCUCUUCAUCCUCACGUCUACCAUCUGCAGGAGACGUUUCUUGCGGCUGAGUUCAAGCACAUAGUCGAGUAUUGUCAAAGUCGCGAUGUCGCACUCAGAAGUCUUUCUGAUUUGUUGGAAGAAGAAACGGCGCCCAGGGUUUAUCGCUUCCCAGUGUUCAACAAGAGCUUCUGCCAGGAUCUGAUGGACGAGCUGGACAACUUUGAGCGUUCUGCAGCACCUAAAGGUCGACCCAACACCAUGAACAAAUAUGGGAUCCUCCUAAAUGAACUUGGCUUUGAUGAGGGCUUUGUUACACCUCUUCGUGAGCAGUACCUACAGCCACUCACCUCCUUGCUCUACCCAGAUUGUGGAGGGCACUGUCUGGACAGUCACAAAGCCUUUGUUGUCAAAUACGACAUAAAUGAAGACCUGGACCUCAGCUACCACUACGAUAACGCAGAGGUCACACUUAAUGUCUCCCUGGGCAGGGACUUCACAGAGGGAAACCUUUACUUUGGCGAUAUGAGACAGGUGGCUCUCAGUGAGACUGAAUGUUCAGAGAUCAAACACAGAGCGUGCGAGGGCAUUCUUCACCGGGGCCAGCACAUGCAUGGGGCCCUGCCUAUAUCCUCCGGCCAGCGAUGGAACCUCAUCAUUUGGAUGAGAUCCUCUCAGGAGCGCAACAGACUUUGUCCCAUGUGCAACAGGAGGCCAGUACUGGUGGAAGGGGAAGGCUUCGCUGACGGAUUCACCAGACCCUCCACUGCGCUGCUCGCCGACCUCUGUGCACUCACCUGACAUAUGCUGAAGCAACACACGUGAUGGGCAGUGUGUCCAUCCAAUUGUUGACAUGAGGCAUUUUUUCAUAAGGUACCACGAAGAUCCACUCGCGUUGAUUCAAAUGGGUAGUAAAGUUGAUGCGCCAUUUCAAGGCUAAAUAUGGAUAAUUAGCGCUUUUCUGAUUGCUUCGGGAUCCAGGACUCUUAAGUGCUGUGAAAUAGUGAACAUUUAACCAUUUUUAUGUCAGAUGAUGAGGCACUGGCACUGGUCAUGCAUGGACUGAACUCUAAUAUUGAUCACCAUAAUUUAUAUUUAAAAUCGAAACUGAUUAAAUGUGUGGUUUGAAAGAGUCAAUAGUUUUUUUCUUGAUUUGAUUCAAUGCACUUUUCGUACUAGAGUGGCUCCAACUACCAGAGACAAAUUCCUUGUGUGUUUUUUUGGACAUACUUGGAAAAUAAAGAUGAUUCUGAUUUUAGUCCUGUCAUUUGAUAUGUUAUGACAUCUUUCUGACUAUAUUCCUUUCAUGUUAAGAAUGUAAUCAGAACACUAUUAUCUUGCCACCUACAGGGAGAGCAAUGUAGUUGCACCUGCUUAUCCCUAAAAGUCGACUACACACACCACUGACUGACGCUUCAGAACAUUUUCUCCAGUACUUCUGACU
Messenger RNA from Phycodurus eques (leafy seadragon), 1797 nucleotides. RefSeq names its product 2-oxoglutarate and iron-dependent oxygenase domain containing 2 (gene ogfod2). Gene Ontology annotation, molecular function: L-ascorbic acid binding; iron ion binding; oxidoreductase activity, acting on paired donors, with incorporation or reduction of molecular oxygen. Bases 102 to 1154 code for a protein of 350 amino acids. The record is from RefSeq and is a predicted model, not a curated record. NCBI's taxonomy places the organism in Eukaryota, Metazoa, Chordata, Actinopteri, Syngnathiformes, Syngnathidae. The transcript has 7 exons.